AUGAAUACAUUUGGUUUGAAUAUCAAUACAAUAUCAGAAGGAAUGUUUCAGAAAAUAUCUGGUGUUAAUGAUGGUGGCGGAAUAGAUGAAUUCGUAAUGAUAGAUGAAUUGGUAUUUGUAGAUGAUCAUCAUUUAU
This is a messenger RNA of Entrophospora sp. SA101, 136 nucleotides long. The record is from the annotation of a GenBank genome assembly. Lineage: Eukaryota; Fungi; Glomeromycota; Glomeromycetes; Entrophosporales; Entrophosporaceae.